GAAACACGCAUCUCAAGCAUUCAUAAGAAGACAAAUCUGUGAACAUGUAACAAAAACAAAUGCAGUUACCGGUAAUUUUGGAAUAACAGCGACUGCAUGUAAUCAUGGUCUCACCAGGCAACAAUGGGCUAUUUGUCGGACCUCCUAUUCAGAAUUCUUCUUUGCAGAAAUCACAGACACUGGUUUACUUCCACAUCAUUAAUGUGCCCGGUAUCUUUUUUUUUAACACUGUCUGACACCAUGGCUGUAUGCAGAGUUUUGAAAAUACAGCUGAAAAACUAAGCUAGUGGGUUUGGAAUUAAUGUUAGCUGGCAGCUAGUUAGUUUACUCAUGUUGGACAGCUAAUAGGGUAGCAUAAUUGCGUAUUAUUAUUUUUAUUUGGUAAUUAAGCCUACCGAAAAUAGAAUGUGUUCACAAGGUGAUGUUGCAAAACGUCUGAGACUUUUAUUUUGAAACCAUUUUGAAACCAUUUCGAAAAAACGGAAGUACAGUCGAACUGUCAACAUGCUGAAUUGCUGGUCAGACUUGUGAAGCAAAAAUGCAGUCAUAGUCACGAGAGUGCAGUAUGGCAGUGCUGAAUUUGUCAUUUGCGGCAUGUGGAUUCCUGGGAAUCUACCAGUUAGGCGCUGUUGGAGCCAUACUGCGCCAUGGAGACAAGCUGCUGGGCUCUCUUAAGGCAUGUGCAGGGGCAUCUGCUGGAGCCCUCGUGGCUGCAGUGCUUGUCACCGCUCCAGACAAACUGGAGAAUUGCAAAGCUUUUACAUAUCGAUUUGCCAGUGAUGUCAGGACCAAGAAGCUUGGAGCCAUGACACCAGGAUAUGACUUCAUGCUCACCCUUAGGGAAGGUAUAGAGGACAUUUUACCCAGUGAUGCCCACAGCCUGGCAGGUAAUCGCCUUCAUGUCUCCAUAACACACUCCAGAAGUGGCAAGAACAGCAUCAUAUCCAGCUUUUCCUCAAGGGAAGAGCUCAUAAAGGCACUCCUAGCAAGCAGUUUUGUUCCAGUGUAUGCAGGAUUUAGCCCAGUGGAAUUCCAAGGACAGAAAUGGAUAGAUGGAGGGUUCACAGAUAGCCUUCCUGUUUUGCCUGAGGGUCGUACCAUAACAGUGUGCCCCUUUGCUGGACCUCAAGAUGUUUGUCCUCGCCACAGAGGACGCACAAACCUUCGCCUCAAACUUGCCAACAUGGACAUAAUGUUUUCCAAGGAGAACAUAUUACGGUUGAACCAGGCAUUGUUUCCGCCUUCGGCAAGUCGCAUGAAAGAGCUCUGUCAGGAAGGAUAUGAUGACACUGUGAGGUUUUUAAAGAAAGAAGACUGGAUGCACCAGGAUUUUGUUUAAGUACAUUUCGUCAAUCAUGUAUCAACAUCAUGGAUGAAAUGGACACAAUAAUCAGGGUCACACACACUGAAAUAUAUAACUUUGUUAUAAUUUUUUAUUAUUUUACCUACAUUGAGUGGAUUUUACAGUUUUGAACUGAAAGGAAUGUAAAUUAAAUACAUUGUUUUAGCAUG
Messenger RNA from Hypomesus transpacificus, 1512 nucleotides. RefSeq names its product patatin-like phospholipase domain containing 4 (gene pnpla4). Gene Ontology annotation, molecular function: retinyl-palmitate esterase activity; triacylglycerol lipase activity. Lineage: Eukaryota; Metazoa; Chordata; Actinopteri; Osmeriformes; Osmeridae. Gene Ontology annotation, cellular component: membrane; cytoplasm; lipid droplet. Gene Ontology annotation, biological process: triglyceride catabolic process; lipid homeostasis. The transcript has 7 exons. The coding region runs from base 566 to 1339 and encodes 257 amino acids. The record is from RefSeq and is a predicted model, not a curated record.